ACUAGCAUUAGUAUGCGUGUUAAAGAGAAAGAAGAUCAAAAAGAGUAAGACGUUAUUAUUGCGAAGGUAGUGUGUGUAACAGGACUAGUGUGUAGGAACUAGAAACCAGUGUGUCACAGUCUCACAAAACAUCUGUAGCACUUUGCUGCUGACUGUUACUGACUACUGAAUUGCGAACAUGUCGAUGUCAACGGAAGAAAAGAUUCGCCACUAUCAGAGAAGCAUCGAUAGAUCUAUUCUUGACAAAUCAAGAUUAUUACAUUGUAUUGAAAUACUAUCAAAAUUACCAGUGACAGUACAGCAUCUACAGGUAACUGGAAUCGGUCGUACAGUAAAUGCUCUUCGUAAAAUUGAAAAUGGUGUUGGAGAUGCAGCUAAGCGCUUGGUAGCUAAAUGGAAAAUAAUGGUAGCAAAUACUGAUACUAGUGAAGAGGAAGAUGAGGCCUGUGUGCCAGAUGUUCCCGAGAGCUAUGAAUCACCAGAAUGUGAUUCUGAAUCAGAAAAUAUAAUAAACGAAAGCAGAGGCAGUAACAUUAUUCCACCAGAGGCUUUAAGAAGACCAGUACUUUCCCCUUCUAUCAUUUUAGAUGAAGAUAUUUUGUCAAACACCUCUCCUUCUACAUCAAAUAAUCACAUAGCAUCUGAUGAUGAAGAAAAAUUGACAAGCCAUAAUAUCUCAAAGGCUAAAAGUAAAAUCAAAUCAUUGGAUAUUAAUUCAAAAUUUACGAAUUCUAAACACUUGUGCCACAAAGGCAAAGGUUCAAAAAAAGAAUCAAAAUCUAAAAGAGACAAACAUAAAGAUGAGUCUGCAAAGGUCAAUAAGAACAACUUAAAAGAUCCAGAAAAUAUUAAAAACAAAAAAAAAGAUAAAGAUAAAAAUAAAAUCGAAUCAUGUACAAGUUCAUCUUCAAGUAAAAAUAAAAAAUUCUCAGAUGAUGAAAAACACAGAAAACGAACAUAUGACUCAAGUUCGAGCGAUGCAGAAAAUGAUAUUAAAAAAAAAAAAAAACUGGAAAGUGAAGAAGAAAAUGCAUAUAAUGAAGAAUAUGUGAUAAAUGAUGAGGGAUCAGAGGAUGAAAAGAAUUGCAGAAUGCCCUCAUUAGACAGUCAAUUAAAAGAAAAGUCUAGUCUGAAAAGUAUAAGCCAGAGUGAUAAAGAAAAGUUGAAAGAAAAGCAUCGCAAUAGUUCCAGCCAUGGCAAAAUCAAAAAGCACGAAUCCAGUGAAAAGUUGAAAAAGGAUGAAAAACAAUCGAGUUCUAAAUCGAAUGAAUGUGCAAAGGAAAGAAAAUAUAAAAAUGAUGAACAGUGUAAUAAGGAAUCAUUGAAAUUAACAUCAAGUUCCUCCAGUAAUAGGGAUCAUUCUAAAAUAAAAUACAAGGAUAAAGAUAAACACAAUAAGGAUAAAGUAAAGGAAUCAAAUAGUAAAAGUCAUAAAGAAGAAAAAAAUACCACUAAAGAUGAUAGAGGAAAAUGUAAGGAAAAUAAUGAAGUCAAAGAACAUAAAGAAUCCAAGUCACACAAAGUACAAAAGGAACACAAAGAGAAAAAAAAAACAAAAAAAAGCGGUUAUGGUGGAAUAGAUUGUAAUUCAGGUACAAGUUUUGCUGAUGCUCUUGGUAUGUGUACAAUGUUGCCACCGUCAAAAAAGAAAAAAGAAAGUAUUUCUUUAAAUUUAUCAAAAUCAAGUAAAAUAGACCAGCCAAGUGCACAGUCAAGUCCAGUUAUACCUUCCAGUAGUAAAUGUGUACUGCAUAAAGUGAAGAGUGAACCAGAUAGUCCAGAAUCUUUACCUCUUUUGUCGUCUAAUGUUAAAUUAGAGCCACUUAGUAGAAUCGACGAAGAAGUUGAUUUAGCAUCAACUUUACCAGAACCUAGCCCACAUUAUAAACCCUUGCCACAUUUGAAUCAUGCUCAGCGUAGACAAGACGAAGAUAAUAUGUUAUCUCAAGUAAUUUAUGCUAAAAAUCAAAGAACAAAAGUAUAUUCGGGCAAUAAGAUCGGUUACACGAACGUACCAAGUCUUUAUGAAAUGUGUAUUCGAGUACUUAUUGAAAAUAUUGAUGCUCUUGAGUUCACUGGUGGCGUACCUUAUUAUAUAAUUAAGCCUGUACUCGAGCGUGCUACACCCGAUCAGUUAUUCAUACUGGAACAUCAUAAUCCUUAUUUAAUUGAAGAUUCGGAUCCUCUUUGGAAAUUUCAUUGCAGCAAAGAUUUUCGAACUAAGCAAAGAGAAGAGAUGGAGACAUGGCGUGAAAUGUAUAUGCGAUGUCUUGACGAACGCGAAGCAAAACUUAAAGCUUUAACAGCCAAUAUAAAACAAUCAAUAGAUAAAUCAACACCUGUAAGAUCAACAAAACUAGCAUAUGUAGAUAAUGUAGUAAAACCACCUCGAAACGUGUUACGAAAACAGGCCAAAUAUGGCACAGCCAAUUCUUCAAGUAAAGUCUCAGAUCUUAAAAAGAAGUUAAUAGCAACAUCUGGAAGUUGCAGCAGUAGUAGUGGAAAUAGCGGUAGCAUGUUAGAAGAAAGGAUCACCGUACCUCCACCGCCCGUCGCAAGAAUCCGAUCGUCUUCAUCAUCUACACUGAAGAAAACAAAGGCUCCUUUGAUGGCAAAGGCUCUUCAGGCAAUAAAAGGUCGAUACAAGCGAUAGUACCUAAAGUUGCACAUAUUUAUGAAAAUUAGUUGACAGAAUUGAUUCUCUUCUGUCCAACAAUCGCGUAUUUAUAUAUAUAUUUUUUAUUACGUUUCGUAAUAAUUUCUUGCUAACAGAACAGCAUUAAUAGUGUCGAUAAAAUGUAACAAAAUCGAUUUUGUUUCGACAAUUUCACAAUUUAUAAAGUAAAGGAAGCAAAAUAGAAAGUUAAAACGUUAUCAAAAUACUUCUAUGAAAAUGUGCUUCAAACAUUGUACUAUAUACAUUGUGGAGAUAAAAAUUGUAAACUGUGUACCUUUACUAUACGCAACUUAAAUUUUUAUGCAGAUCUUUGAAUAAAAAGAUAAAGAGUUUGAGAGGAAAGCAAAAGAACAAGACAGAGAUAGA
Molecule: messenger RNA, 3043 nt
Organism: Ceratosolen solmsi marchali
Lineage: Eukaryota; Metazoa; Arthropoda; Insecta; Hymenoptera; Agaonidae
Gene: EloA
Product: transcription elongation factor elongin A
Exons: 11
Coding region: 179-2653 (824 amino acids)
Biological process (GO): transcription elongation by RNA polymerase II
Cellular component (GO): elongin complex; nucleus
Source: RefSeq, a predicted model, not a curated record